AUGUUGCGUCUCCCCGUUGAGGUGCUCGUCCUCAUUGGGAACGCUCUCGAGCCCUCACAGCGGCCACGCCUGCUCCAGGUCUGCCGCCGUCUGAGAACCAUCUUUUUCCGUCUCGUGUACACCGAGCUUCACCUGACAGGUCGCCGCAUCGAUCUUCUCACCCGGACCAUCCAAUCAUAUCCUGAGCUUGCCUCAACGGUCCAGAAGCUGGCUCUGAAAGACUUGGCCCUGCGGAGCUAUGGCCCCCUGGAGCUGUCUGUGAACAGGCCCCAUUAUUACUCUUCCUGGGUCGACGAGCGCGUGCAGCAAGCCAGCCGUUCGCCUUGUGCACGAAAACGCUGGCGCAAUGGACUCGUUCUGGGAGCUGGUGAUAAUUGGGGUGCUCUCAUCCUCACAUUGCUGGACAAUCUGGUUGACUUGCACAUCCAAUAUCCUCCCAUCCCAGCUCACAUCCGCGAAAUCAUAUUUCACGCUGCCGCCCCCGCUCGCGACUCGAAGCCUGCGCUGCAAAAAUUGCAAAAGGUGAAUAUUGAUCUUCCAGAAGACAGGUUUCUAGAUCCUGCUCGAGAUCUUUUCCCAUUCUUCCAUCUGCCUUCAAUACGGAGUGUUUCUGCUAGCGGGAUUAUUGACAGUGAUUAUGUCCACACGGUCGGUUCCAAGCGCAAGGACAAGGGCAAACUGUCAGCCCCACGCCGCUCAAGCGUCGAGGAAAUCAAGCUGGAAUGCACUUGUGGAGAGGCUUUCGGAAUGCCGGAUUAUAUCACCCCAUGCGCAAACUUGAAGAGAUUCUCCUUUACAAACCUGUACAAGGACUCCUUCGGUGCACCAAGGGAUCGCUUACUCCGAUCAGAGUUUUACGUACCCCUGUUGAGCCAGAAAAGCAGCCUCGAGGUUCUGGAUUUGAACUACCUAGGCCUGGCCUACGACGAUACGUUUGACAACGAGGCGGGGCUGCGAGAAAACUUUCGUCUUGGAGUUGCGCCCGACCGAUCCUACGGUCGUUGGUUCGGGUCAUUCGCGGAGUUUUCCCGCCUAAGAGAGCUCUGCAUCCGUGCGCCUAACCUACUCAACCUCUCGGAUAACAAGCAGAGCCUAAAAACCCCACUGGUCGACAUCCUACCAAGAAGUCUACAGAGCCUCUUUGUAUCAUACUCUUCUGAUGUCUACGUUAAUAUCCUUGUCGACGGCCUGACUGAGCUGGUCCAUGUGCACAAGGAGAGAUUUCCCAGUUUAAGGAGGAUCACCGUCUGUUGCCACGAAGCAGAAAUAAGAUGCGUAUUUUCCCAGUUCGAACGGCUAGAUGGCCUGCGCCUCGUCUGUAGUAAUGCAGGCCUCAAGUUUGAGAUGCACCACAAGGAGCGUCGUACUUUCCACAGCCAGGACGGUUCAACAACUUUCAACUCCUCCCAUGGGCCCAAUGGUAGUGAGGUUAGGCCACACCGCUUCCUUGAACGCGACUUCUCCUCCCUGUUGGACUUUGAAGCCUGGUUACAUUGCCGGCCUUCUGUUUCGUUUUGA
This is a messenger RNA of Aspergillus calidoustus, 1518 nucleotides long. Lineage: Eukaryota; Fungi; Ascomycota; Eurotiomycetes; Eurotiales; Aspergillaceae. The record is from the annotation of a GenBank genome assembly.